AUGGUGAAGCCGUUCAUCCCGAAGAGCGUUGUGAAGAAGCGCACGAAGAAGUUCACGCGCCACCGCUGUGAAGUCUUCCCGCAGCUGAGCAGCAGCUGGCGCAAGCCAAGGGGCGAGGACUCGCCGGUGCGCCGCCGCUACAAGGGGCAGAAGGCCAUGCCGAACAAGGGUUACGGUAGCGACCGCAAGACGAAGUACAUCACCCCAUCGGGCUUCAAGAACUUCCCCGUGCACAACGUGCAGGACCUCUACAUGCUGCUGAUGCAGAACCGCAAGUACGCCGGCGUCAUCUCCCACACCGUGGGCGCCAAGUCGCGGAAGGCCAUCGUGCGCAAGGCCCAUGAGCUUGAUGUGCGCCUCAUCAACGGCAACGCGAAGCUCCGCAAGGUUCCGCAGUAG
Molecule: messenger RNA, 399 nt
Organism: Trypanosoma grayi
Lineage: Eukaryota; Euglenozoa; Kinetoplastea; Trypanosomatida; Trypanosomatidae
Product: 60S ribosomal protein L32
Exons: 1
Coding region: 1-399 (132 amino acids)
Biological process (GO): translation
Cellular component (GO): cytosolic large ribosomal subunit; ribosome
Molecular function (GO): structural constituent of ribosome
Source: RefSeq, a predicted model, not a curated record